Molecule: messenger RNA, 1566 nt
Organism: Odobenus rosmarus divergens (Pacific walrus)
Lineage: Eukaryota; Metazoa; Chordata; Mammalia; Carnivora; Odobenidae
Gene: CLSTN2
Product: calsyntenin 2
Exons: 10
Coding region: 1-1566 (521 amino acids)
Biological process (GO): positive regulation of synaptic transmission; positive regulation of synapse assembly
Cellular component (GO): postsynaptic membrane; cell surface
Molecular function (GO): X11-like protein binding; calcium ion binding; amyloid-beta binding
Source: RefSeq, a predicted model, not a curated record
AUGGCGGGCAUGCCUGAGAGGAGAGCGGCGCAGAGGGUGAUAUGUGACAAAGAAUGGCAUUACUACGUCAUCAAUGUGGAGUUCCCUGUAGUUACCUUAUACAUGGAUGGAGCAACAUAUGAACCCUAUCUGGUGACCAACGACUGGCCCAUUCAUCCAUCUCACAUAGGCAUGCAACUUACGGUUGGCGCUUGUUGGCAAGGAGGAGAAGUCACCAAACCACGGUUUGCUCAAUUCUUCCAUGGCAGCCUGGCCAGUCUCACUAUCCGCCCUGGCAAAAUGGAGAGUCAGAAGGUGAUCUCCUGCCUGCAGGCCUGCAAGGAAGGACUGGAUAUUAAUUCCCUGGAAAGCCUCGGCCAAGGAAUAAAGUACCACUUCAACCCCUCACAGUCCGUCCUGGUGAUGGAAGGUGACGACAUUGGGAACAUCAAUCGCGCCCUCCAGAAGGUGUCCUACAUCAACUCCAGGCAGUUCCCGACGGCGGGUGUGCGGCGCCUGAGAGUCUCUUCCAAAGUCCAGUGCUUCGGAGAAGAUGUGUGCAUCAGCGUCCCCGACAUGGAUGCCUAUGUGAUGGUGCUGCAGGCCAUUGAGCCCCAGAUCAGCCUCCGGGGCACGGACCACCUCUGGAGACCCACCACCCAGUUUGAAAGUGCCCGAGGGGUGACCCUCUUCCCGGACCUCAAGAUCGUGAGCACCUUUGCCAAAGCCGAGGCCCCGGGUGACCUGAGGACCACAGCCCCCAAAUCAGCAGUCUUAGAAGAAAUGCUUCACAACUUAGAUUUCUGUGACAUUUUGGUGCUUGGAGGGGACCUGGACCCAAGACAGGAAUGCCUGGAGCUCAACCACAGCGAGCUCCAUCAGCGACACCUGGAUGCCACCAAUUCCACAGCAGGCUACUCUAUCUAUGGUGUGGGCUCCAUGAGUCGCUAUGAGCAGGUGCUGCAUCACAUCCGCUACCGCAACUGGCAUCCAGGUUCCCUCGAGACCCGGCGGUUCAGAAUCAAGUGCUCAGAACUCAAUGGACGUUAUACCAGCAAUGAGUUCAACCUGGAGGUCAGCGUCCUCCGUGAGGCCAGAGUCUCAGACAAGGAGCAUGUCAACCACCUUAUUGUGCAGCCUCCCUUCCUGCAGUCUGUCCACCACCCUGAGUCCCAGGGUAGCAUCCAGCGCAGUUCAGUGGUCCCAAGCAUCGCCACAGUGGUCAUCAUCAUCUCCGUGUGCAUGCUGGUAUUUGUCGUGGCCAUGGGCGUGUACCGGGUCCGGAUCGCCCACCAGCACUUCACCCAGGAGACGGAGGCUGCCAAGGAGGCUGAAAUGGAUUGGGACGACUCUGCGCUCACUAUCACAGUCAACCCCAUGGAGAAACAUGAAGAACCAGGGCGUGGGGAAGAGGAGACUGAGGAGGAGGAAGAGGAAGAAGUAGAGGAAGACGUGAGCUCCAGCAGCAGUGAGUCAGAGGACAGCGAAGAGGAAGAGGAGGAGGAAGGGGUCGGCAGGGGCAGGCAUGGGCAGAACGGAGCCAGGCACACCCAGCUGGAGUGGGAUGACUCGGCCCUACCCUACUAG